Messenger RNA from Homo sapiens (human), 1863 nucleotides. It is a transcript of the gene ACTA2, whose product is annotated as actin alpha 2, smooth muscle. The record is from RefSeq and is marked reviewed. Bases 581 to 1714 code for a protein of 377 amino acids. Gene Ontology annotation, biological process: positive regulation of hepatic stellate cell activation; positive regulation of ERK1 and ERK2 cascade; positive regulation of hepatic stellate cell contraction. Lineage: Eukaryota; Metazoa; Chordata; Mammalia; Primates; Hominidae. The transcript has 10 exons. Gene Ontology annotation, cellular component: cytoskeleton; motile cilium; cytoplasm. Gene Ontology annotation, molecular function: protein kinase binding.
CCUUUGGCUUGGCUUGUCAGGGCUUGUCCAGGAGUUCCGCUCCUCUCUCCAACCGGGGUCCCCCUCCAGCGACCCUAAAGCUUCCCAGACUUCCGCUUCAAUUCCUGUCCGCACCCCACGCCCACCUCAACGUGGAGCGCAGUGGUCUCCGAGGAGCGCCGGAGCUGCCCCGCCUGCCCAGCGGGGUCAGCACUUCGCAUCAAGGCCCAAGAAAAGCAAGUCCUCCAGCGUUCUGAGCACCCGGGCCUGAGGGAAGGUCCUAACAGCCCCCGGGAGCCAGUCUCCAACGCCUCCCGCAGCAGCCCGCCGCUCCCAGGUGCCCGCGUGCGCCGCUGCCGCCGCAAUCCCGCACGCGUCCCGCGCCCGCCCCACUUUGCCUAUCCCCGGGACUAAGACGGGGCUAGAGAGCAUAAGCACUGCCUGCAGCCUAACAUCUUGGCUUCUCCAUGAAGAAUACCAUAUUUUUUAAACUUUCCAGAAAAUAACUGAAAAGGAAUCAUCAGAUCAGGCUCUCCCCUCCCAUGGUCUCCCAUUAUUGCCUCUGAUCAGGUCUGAAGAAUCCUGUGAAGCAGCUCCAGCUAUGUGUGAAGAAGAGGACAGCACUGCCUUGGUGUGUGACAAUGGCUCUGGGCUCUGUAAGGCCGGCUUUGCUGGGGACGAUGCUCCCAGGGCUGUUUUCCCAUCCAUUGUGGGACGUCCCAGACAUCAGGGGGUGAUGGUGGGAAUGGGACAAAAAGACAGCUACGUGGGUGACGAAGCACAGAGCAAAAGAGGAAUCCUGACCCUGAAGUACCCGAUAGAACAUGGCAUCAUCACCAACUGGGACGACAUGGAAAAGAUCUGGCACCACUCUUUCUACAAUGAGCUUCGUGUUGCCCCUGAAGAGCAUCCCACCCUGCUCACGGAGGCACCCCUGAACCCCAAGGCCAACCGGGAGAAAAUGACUCAAAUUAUGUUUGAGACUUUCAAUGUCCCAGCCAUGUAUGUGGCUAUCCAGGCGGUGCUGUCUCUCUAUGCCUCUGGACGCACAACUGGCAUCGUGCUGGACUCUGGAGAUGGUGUCACCCACAAUGUCCCCAUCUAUGAGGGCUAUGCCUUGCCCCAUGCCAUCAUGCGUCUGGAUCUGGCUGGCCGAGAUCUCACUGACUACCUCAUGAAGAUCCUGACUGAGCGUGGCUAUUCCUUCGUUACUACUGCUGAGCGUGAGAUUGUCCGGGACAUCAAGGAGAAACUGUGUUAUGUAGCUCUGGACUUUGAAAAUGAGAUGGCCACUGCCGCAUCCUCAUCCUCCCUUGAGAAGAGUUACGAGUUGCCUGAUGGGCAAGUGAUCACCAUCGGAAAUGAACGUUUCCGCUGCCCAGAGACCCUGUUCCAGCCAUCCUUCAUCGGGAUGGAGUCUGCUGGCAUCCAUGAAACCACCUACAACAGCAUCAUGAAGUGUGAUAUUGACAUCAGGAAGGACCUCUAUGCUAACAAUGUCCUAUCAGGGGGCACCACUAUGUACCCUGGCAUUGCCGACCGAAUGCAGAAGGAGAUCACGGCCCUAGCACCCAGCACCAUGAAGAUCAAGAUCAUUGCCCCUCCGGAGCGCAAAUACUCUGUCUGGAUCGGUGGCUCCAUCCUGGCCUCUCUGUCCACCUUCCAGCAGAUGUGGAUCAGCAAACAGGAAUACGAUGAAGCCGGGCCUUCCAUUGUCCACCGCAAAUGCUUCUAAAACACUUUCCUGCUCCUCUCUGUCUCUAGCACACAACUGUGAAUGUCCUGUGGAAUUAUGCCUUCAGUUCUUUUCCAAAUCAUUCCUAGCCAAAGCUCUGACUCGUUACCUAUGUGUUUUUUAAUAAAUCUGAAAUAGGCUACUGGUAA